UGUUGUGUUUCCGUGUACGUCCCCGUGGCUGCCCAUUUAACUAAAACACGGAACAAGGAAACAAACACCUGCAACCUGCAGUUGCGCAUCUUUCACUGGCUCUCAUACCACUCGUUUUCCUCUGACAACAAUACGUCCCAGAAUUCACAAACACCAACUGAUCUCAUCAUAGGACAAUGUCUGAGGGUAAAACAGUCACUUUCAAGGAUGUGGAGCUGGAGCCCCCAGAACUAGGACCAGAGACCCAGUCCUCCUCUCACCUGGACGCGACACCGACCUCACCUCAGCCCCAGAGUCAACCUGACCCCCAGAGCAACCAGCCGCCCCAGAGUCAACCUGACCCCCAGAGCAUCCAGCCGCCCCAGAGUCAACCUGACCCCCAGAGCAACCAGCCGCCCCAGAGUCAACCUGACCCCCAGAGCAACCAGCCGCCCCAGAGCAACCAGCCGCACCAGAGCCCCCAGUCCCAGAGCCCCCAGUCCCAGAGCCCCCAGUCCCAGAGCCCCCAGGUCCCGGAGAGUGGUCAUCCCGAGGUAGAGACAGAGGAGAGAGGGUCUGCUGCCCCUACACCUGAUACUGGAGCUGGAGCUAGGGAUGGAGCUGGACCCGGGGCCAAGGGGAACCGUUGGACUUCUGCACUAAAUCAGUUCAAACUCAAGAGGUUCUUUGUUUUGAGGCCCGGGACCCUGGACCAAGCUCUGGAAGACAUCAAGGCUCUGAUCAAUCAGGAGGACGGAGCUGUCCACGGUGUCUGGCUCAUGGCUGAGGUUGACCAUUGGAACAACGAGAAAGAGCGUGUCGUGCUGAUCACAGACACCUCCCUGCUGGUCUGUAAGUACGACUUCGUCAUGCUCAACAUUGAGCAGAUACAGAAAAUCCCUCUCAACUUCAUAGACCGCAUCUCCCAUGGCAACUUCAGCUUCCCUCAGCGGUCUCUCCUCACGUGAGUACCCCUCUCCUCCUCUCUCCUCUCCUCUCUCCUCCGUUCCUCUCCUCCUCACGUGAGUACCCUUCCCUCUUCUCUCCUCUCCUUUCCUCUCUCCUUUCCUCCUCCUCUCCUCUCCUCUCCUCUCCUCUCUCCUCCGUU
Molecule: messenger RNA, 1087 nt
Organism: Salvelinus fontinalis (brook trout)
Lineage: Eukaryota; Metazoa; Chordata; Actinopteri; Salmoniformes; Salmonidae
Product: tumor protein p63-regulated gene 1-like protein
Exons: 4
Coding region: 177-947 (256 amino acids)
Cellular component (GO): cytoplasm
Source: RefSeq, a predicted model, not a curated record